Trichosporon asahii var. asahii CBS 2479 is the source of this 351-nucleotide messenger RNA. RefSeq lists its product as uncharacterized. The transcript is spliced from 2 exons. Bases 1 to 351 code for a protein of 116 amino acids. The record is from RefSeq and is a predicted model, not a curated record. Lineage: Eukaryota; Fungi; Basidiomycota; Tremellomycetes; Trichosporonales; Trichosporonaceae.
AUGAACGACGAGAAGAACACUACUAACAAGAAUCCGCGGGACGAGAAGCCAGGUGAGAUAUCAGCACAGACGUUCCUGGUUGUUCUGACCGUGCGAGGUACGAACUCAAACGACAUCCAGCAAAGCUGCGAGCCCGAUGAAUCAACAACUGGCAGCAUGUCAAAGGUUCUUGCCACCCGUGCUUCUGCCGUGCCCAUUGAGGGGGUGAGCACCUUCGCCACCGCCGCCGACGCGCGCUCCGCUAUCCUUGAGUACGCGACGCGUACAGCCAAGGGUCUUACUACGAACGAAGACACGCUUCGCGCCCUGGACAACUGGGUCGCUGAGUUCAACCGCGUGAACAAGCCAUAA